Molecule: messenger RNA, 2765 nt
Organism: Amphibalanus amphitrite
Lineage: Eukaryota; Metazoa; Arthropoda; Thecostraca; Balanomorpha; Balanidae
Product: DNA-binding protein SMUBP-2-like
Exons: 2
Coding region: 215-2176 (653 amino acids)
Molecular function (GO): ATP hydrolysis activity; 5'-3' DNA helicase activity
Source: RefSeq, a predicted model, not a curated record
AGAUGGCAUCAUUGAUCAUUGACAUUUGGUGACUGACGCUGUAUAGCGAUGCACCUGUAGUUGGUCUUCACAAGGCUACUUUUCUCCAUUUGGGAGUAUGGCAUUCAAAAGCUAGAAGUUGGGCAGAUGGAUCGCUGACUGAGUGUGGAGUCCAAAUAUCGCAUGGAAAUAAAAUAUCGUCCGAACAAGCACCUACGCCGUCCGAGUUAGCAAGAUGACUGAUUCACAGCCGGACGGCCCUAGCGGCGGCACAAAGAAGUUGCCGUCAUCUCCGCUCACCUGCGAGGAGCUGCAGCGGCUGCAUCUGCAACUACUGGAUUGGGAUCACGUUGCCGUGCUGCAACGUCAACAGCAGCUAGCUGCGUUGGGCCAGUUGGAGGGUCUGCUGGUGGACAGGACGGAACUGACGCCCAACGAACUGCAGCUGUGGGUGCUCCGGCUGACCAACAGAACUAAGAACGGGCCGGGCGUACCGGCCGUGAACGGAAGACCUCUCAGGCAUAACAUUCGCGACCGUGAGCCAAUAGAGGUGUUUAGUACGGAACCAGAGGAAUUCGGCGUGACCAAGACGGCCGUUGUGUACAAGGUCACCGAAGAUGAGAUCUUCAUAGUCAUUGAUAAUGGUGGAGAGCUCAUCCCGGACACGAUUGUGGAUAUCAAAAGAUUGGACGAUGAUUCAAUGCACAGGAAGAUGCGUAGCAUCGUGAGGGGGCUGGAUGGCAUCUCUGGAAGAGCUCGCCGACUGCGAGCAGUUCUGUUCGGCGAGUGGCCGGUAGAAUCCUCAGCUGAACUGCCGGCGAAGCUUAUCAACGCAAACGGAAGACUGGACUUCCACAGCACCGAGUUGAACCAACUUCAGCGCGACGCGGUGGAGUUCGCUGUCCGUCAGAAGCAUCUGGCCGUCAUCCACGGUCCUCCCGGGACCGGAAAGACCACCACCAUUGUCGAGAUCAUCCUGCAGCAUCUGAAGAUGGGCUGUCGCAUUCUGGCGUGCGCCGAUUCCAACACGGCCGUGGACAACAUUCUCGAACGACUAUCCAAGAAAAACUCCCUCCACAACCUUGACCUCCGCAUGGUACGUCUCGGACAUCCAGCCCGCAUCAGGGAAUCUCUGCUCCGCUUUUCGCUUGACAGAGUGACUGAGACUCUCGGUCGCAGUGCAGGCCACCGACAUGGUAAAAGGGGCAGGUCACUGAGGAAACUGGCCAUAGAGACGUCCAACGUUGUUCUCUGCACACUUGCUAACGCCAGCAGAGAUGGCUUGCUGGGAGCACCCGGGCGUCGAGGCCUGGGUGCGUUUGACCUGGUGGUGAUCGACGAGUGCUCCCAGUCGGUGGAGGCCGCCUGCUGGCUGGCAGCGCAACGGACCGGGAAGCUGUUGCUGGCCGGCGAUUACCACCAGCUGCCUCCGACCAUCAUCAGUCAAAAGGCGGCGUGCCGCGGCCUGGAAGUCUCCCUUAUGGAGCGUCAGGUGAAGCUGCACGGAGCGCAGGUCAUACGCAUGCUCUGCACCCAGUACCGGAUGCACGAGCUGAUCCAGCAGUGGCCGUCGCAGCAGUACUACGGCGGCCAUCUGAGGGCGGCGCCGGUCGUGCGCCACCACCGUCUGACCGAUCUGCCCCGCGUGCGCCUCACGGAGGACACGGAGCAUACCCUGGUGCUCAUCGACACGGCCGGUUACGGGCUCACCGAGGCCAGACCUGAUUACUCCGGCUCACGAAGCAACCACGGUGAGGCCGAGAUCGUGGCAGCGCACGUGGGUGCCCUGGUGCAUGCCGGUGUGCCCCCUAAGCAGAUAGGCGUGAUCACACCAUACCGCGCACAGAGCACCCGUGUGCUUGACCUUUUAUGCUGGCGCUAUCUGGGGGAGGUGGACGUCCAAACCGUUGACGGUUUCCAGGGACGCGAAAAGGAGGCCAUCAUAGUGACCCUGGUCAUCUCCAAGAAGCAAGGUCUCGGAUUCGUAACAGACAAGCGUCGCAUCAACGUAGCCAUCACCCGCGCCCGGCGACAGCUGGUGAUCGUCUGCGACACGAAACUCAUGAGCCAAGACAAGGACGUUCGGUCGCUUCUUAAGUACAUGCGGCGAUAUGGCAAAGUUUGGACAGCAAAUGACUAUAAAGACGAUCUGAGCACGGAAGUUCGUGCUCGGCUUCGUGGUCGCCCAAGGAGCUAAAUACCGCAACCUCCGCCAUCCCGAUCAGCCUGAUACAAAGAGAAAGGCUCCGGCGAAACGCAGCACAAAGAAGAUUUGAGGUGUUCUGCGACGAAGGGGGAACUCGGGGUCAUUCCUCUACCCCAGCCUUCGUCUGUGUGUGAUCACUAAUUCACGUUAGUUUUGAUUAACGGUCGACAAAGACGGUGACCUUGUCUGGUCGCAUUGCCAUGAAAAUACGUUUAUAAAGAUAGAUAUUUGAGGUACCGUUCGUGAAUGGAAAUAUGGUAUUUCCGAUUACCGCGAGUUGUAUUGCCCGGGGUGUAUGAAUACCCCCUGGUGAGCUGGGCGAGGUGAGUCACGUCACGCGACGGACGUCGAAAAUCAUGCAGUGAUCGCGCGUGCUUGCAGGCACUCGAGAUGACGCAUGUGCAUGGUUGGUAUAUAAUCGUGGUCGACGGUCGUGUAUCCGGGUAUAAUCUGAGAGUUGAUAUUCGGACCGUGAUUCUCCAUCAUGUGGGUGUAGUGUAUGUGGCCAAUAAAACAGAUGACAACGGUGAUGUUGAUAAUGAUUGAAGUUUAGCCGAUAAAUACAGAAAGCUUAGACUGA